This is a messenger RNA of Aegilops tauschii subsp. strangulata, 1070 nucleotides long. RefSeq lists its product as uncharacterized. Gene Ontology annotation, molecular function: transmembrane protein transporter activity. Lineage: Eukaryota; Viridiplantae; Streptophyta; Magnoliopsida; Poales; Poaceae. The record is from RefSeq and is a predicted model, not a curated record. Gene Ontology annotation, cellular component: TIM22 mitochondrial import inner membrane insertion complex. Gene Ontology annotation, biological process: protein insertion into mitochondrial inner membrane.
AUGCUGUGUACAAGCCCAAUACUGGCGAUAGCGGAGAAGCGAGAGAGCCCAUCAACCGGAUAUUUUAGCUCACCGAAAGGGUCACCCGAUAUUGGGCCCUCCGUGCACUCAGCCCGAGCUCUGUUCAGUCACCUCGACGCCAAGCCCGACCACAGCACCACGAAUGUCUACUCCGGCCGGCGACGGCGAGGACCCCGGCGCAGGGACGCCGGAAGCAGCAGCGCCAUUCUCUGCCGACUGGAAGGAGCGGAUCUUGGUCCCCGUCGUGGCCGCCGGUGUUGCCGGAGCUGGGUUCGGGCUGCUGUCGCGGCACAGGGCGCGCCUUGGCCCGAUCCGCGCUGCCGCUACCUAUGCGGCUAACCUAUCCAUCGUGGCCGGAUGCUACGGAGGUGCACGUGAACUUGCAAGAGAUGCUCGAGCUACAACACCUGAUGACCUCAUGAAUUCUGUUGUUGGUGGGCUAGCAAGUGGAGCUGUUCUUGGCCGAAUACAAGGUGGUCACUUUGGGGCGGUGAAGUAUGCAGUCACCCUAGCGGUUGCUGGUACUGCACUGGACUACGCCGCGAUGAAGCUAAGCCCUCAAUGGCAUGAUUGGAAAGAGCAUUUGUUCGUUGAUACGAAAGACUGGUUUACUGUACCCGAAUGGUCACCUAUCCAAGUGCUCGAUGAGGAGGCCUUGGCGAAGAAACGAGAGCGAGAGGAGUUGCUGUUUGCUCAGCGAGCACUUGGUAAAGUUAGCAAGGAGGAGCCUUAGCUGCCGUGCUUCAGAAAAGUGCAUACUGAUAUAUAGGUUCGACGAUUUUGUCAAGGCGUUGUAUGUCUCCCAAGCCGUUGUGUCGGGAAGGUUGCCAGUUGCACCUAUCUUGCCCUGAGCUUUAUAUUAACCUUUUGACAUAUAUCUUUUUUUUUGUCCAAGACAUAUAUCUUUAUAAUCUUGUUUUGUUCUACUUAUUAGUAUGUCUGUACAAUGCCAAUGGCUCUUUGGGCGUCCUAGGAAGAAUAAAUAUGGGAGAAUCCAAUCCAAAAUGGAACUUGGUGUGAGAGUUCCAAUGAAUUUCCAUUCCCUGCAA